CAGUAUUCGGACCCAUACUAAUUAAUUAAGCUCCUCUCCCUCCCAAUCCUUUCCUCCAUUUCUCUUGUUCGAAUCAACCCCUCUCUCUCUCUCUCUCUCACACAACACAGAGAGAUCAGAGUAAUUAGUGUACAAAUUAAAGGCAUACAUAGGCAUGAAGAAGAGAACAUUAAACAGUAACCAUUUUGUCAUAAGCCAAGUAUUAGAAGACUCAGCUGCUACUUUGCCUGAAGACGACGACACACAUAAUAUUUCUCCAUGUUCCAAACAUACCAAGAUUGCGUCUGCUUCCUCUUCCAAGAGAAGUAGUAGGCGAGUUAUAGAGAAGAGGGUGGUGUCGGUGCCGAUCAACGACGUCGGAAGAUCAAGGAUGAAAGGUGAUCAGAUCAGUGCUCCGCCUUCUGAUUCCUGGGCCUGGAGAAAAUACGGCCAAAAGCCCAUCAAAGGUUCCCCCUAUCCCAGAGGUUAUUACAGGUGCAGUAGCUCCAAAGGGUGUCCUGCAAGAAAACAAGUGGAAAGGAGUAGAUUGGACCCUAACAUGUUACUCGUCACAUAUUCUUGUGAACACAACCACCCUUGGCCGCCUUCUAGGAAUCACAGCCACCGGACUUCAGUCUCAGAAGAUGAGGCAGAAGUACAAGAUGAAGAUGAUGAAGGUGAAGAAGAAGAGAGAAAACCCAUUUCCACUCAUCAUGAACUGAUUUUUGAAGAUAAAUCUAGCAAUAUUGACGAGGAAGCGCCUGCGCCCCCGCCGCCUCUAAUUAAUGGUGGUGAAUUUGGAUGGUUUACAGAUUUUGAGUACUCCACAAUAUCCUGCACCAUGCUAGAGAGUCCAAUUUUAGAGGAGGAGACAAUAAUUACGACAGACGACAAUGAUCAAAUGGCUAUGAUUUUCACGAGGAGAGAAGAAGACGAGUCUCUCUUCGCUGAUCUUGGUGAGUUGCCGGAGUGUUCAAUGGUAUUCCGCCGUGGGAUGGCGCAAAGAGAGGUGGAGCAACGGCGGCAUAGCUUCGCCACCACCGGCUGAGACCAUGGGGCAGCCGGCCUGCUCCCACAAUUUGUCUUCUACCUCUUAAUUAUUAUGAUGAUCAAUUAUAUAUAUAUAAAUAUUAAUUAAUUCUGA
Molecule: messenger RNA, 1123 nt
Organism: Sesamum indicum (sesame)
Lineage: Eukaryota; Viridiplantae; Streptophyta; Magnoliopsida; Lamiales; Pedaliaceae
Product: putative WRKY transcription factor 65
Biological process (GO): regulation of DNA-templated transcription
Cellular component (GO): nucleus
Molecular function (GO): transcription cis-regulatory region binding; DNA-binding transcription factor activity
Source: RefSeq, a predicted model, not a curated record